AUGGCAUCCACCAGUGCCCUUCCUCAAACCCUCAAAUCCAUCACCGCCACCAAAAUCAAAGAACUCUCGAAACAGCGCAAGCGCUUUGAAGAACGCAAGGACAAGAUCUUCAAAGACGCGCGGGACGCCCCCGAUCUGCGUUCUAGAGUCCAAGUCCUCCUCGAGGGAGUCACGAAGCUCAACGGUGAUCCCAACGACGCCUUCGAUAAGGAGGAUCUCGACGCGGAGGAUACUGAGGAGCAGACAGCCAGAGUCGCAGAUUGCUCUGACCGCGCCACAUACACCAACAUUCGCCGCUUCCUCCUACAGAGUCAGUAUGACCCUUCUGUUUCUGAGAGUAGCUUGAGAGACUGGAUCGCGCAGCUAGAGGAGGAGCUGCGGUCGCUCGAGCUGAAGCAUGAGCAUGCCGCGUUCUACAGUGAUCUGGUGACGGAUUGGCUGGAGAAUUUGGAGGCUGAGCAGGGCGCCAGCAAAGAGUUUGAGUCGGUGGGACGCGCGGAGAUGCAAGAGCAGCGUGCGACAUGGGAGUCAUUGGUUUUCUCGACGACGGACGUAAAUGCCGAUGCGAUCCGUGCGUACCUUGAUGGUCUAUUCAACACCACGCCCUUGACCCAGCAGGCGCUCAAGGAGCUCCGGGAGAGGAUCAAGUCGUUUGGGACCGAAUUCGCCGCGAAAAAGAAGUGGUUCAGCGUCGCCGACCUCAAGUGGGUCUCCGAGUCACUACUGAAGACUGACCUGCUCACCAAGGAGAAGAUGGGUAUCCUGAGGGAAUUCAUGCGCAACAAGGCAGUAGCCCAGGAGGUGGCAGAUGUGUUAAAUAUGCGUCUGGCUGCGCUGGACAGCUGGAAUUGGCCUGAGGAGGGGAUACCAGUUGAGAUGCGUCGUCAGCUCAACGGCAAGUACAGAGUGUUCAUGGACGAGGAUCUGCUGGACAGUCUUCUCUUCCAAUAUCUGGGACUCAAAUGGUCGGUGGCGUUCAAGAAAGCAUUCAAAGCUUUUUUCAAAACGCGCGCUUGGAAAUCGCCGCGCCAGCAAAUCUCUAAGGAAGAGCGGGAACGGCGCAGGUAUUUUCUGGACUCGACGGUCCGCGGCGGCUGCGUGAAUGACUACAGACGACAGAUGUACGAGACGGACUACUUUAUGACCCAGCUGCCGUCGUCCGUGGAAGCAGGUGUUCCAGAGUACAGUGAUGAAGCGAGCAGCGACGAUAUCACCGACGGAGAAAAGCGCAAGAACCCCCUGGACACCAAGCACGCGCUGCUUCACCUCCUGAUCACAGAGUCAAUCAUCCACACCACACAGUACGGCCAAUUUACGGCCAUCCGUUCCGAUUUCAAGUGGUUUGGCCCGUCGCUGUCACACGCGACCGUUCUGGCGGUGUUGGAGUACUUCGGGGUUCCCCAGAACUGGCUCCAUUUUUUCAAGGUUUUCCUCGAAGCGCCACUCAAAUUCACGCAGGACGGAGAGAACGCCGCGGUGCAGGUUCGCAGGCGGGGAGCUCCCAUAAGUCAUACGCUAUCGGACUGCUUUGGCGAGACGGUCCUCUUCUGCAUGGACUACGCGGUGAACCAAAGCACGGAGGGCGCCUACUUGUACCGUCUGCAUGACGACUUCUGGUUCUGGGGCCGCGAGCAGACCUGCGUCAAAGCUUGGGGCGCCAUGACCAAGUUCGCCAAGGUCAUGGGUCUUGAGUUCAACGAGGAAAAGACAGGAACAGUCCGACUGACAAAGCCAAACCCCCGUCAGGGCAGCGAAGUCCCAGCCGGAUCAGAACAUUCAUCCUUGCUACCGACCGGGGACAUCCGCUGGGGCUUUCUGAAGCUCGACCCGCAGGAAGGCCGCUUCAUCAUCGACCAGUCGCAGGUGGACAGCCACAUUGCCGAACUCGGCCACCAGCUCGCCUCGUGCAAGAGCAUCUUCGCCUGGGUACAAGCCUGGAACAGCUACUUUGCGCGAUUCUUCACAAACAACUUCGGCAAACCCGCCAUGUGCUUUGGCCGGAGCCACAUCGACAUGGCCAUCUCGACGCUCAGCCGCAUCGAGCGGAUCCUGUUCCCCGACGGCGUCACCGCACACCUGCGACAGAUGAUCGCGGACAGGUUCGGCGUCCGCGAUCUUCCCGACGGCUUCUUCUACUUCCCCAUCGAGCUUGGUGGCCUGCAGCUGCUGAAUCCGUACAUUCCGCUUCUGGCAAUGCGUGGGGACAUCAAGCAGACGCCGCAGCGCCGGCUCCAGAAAGCGUUCCUGGAGGACGAGGAUGCCUGGCAUGCGGCCAAGGAGCGGUUCGAGAAGGACGGGCCCUGCAGCUCGGCGCAGAUUGACUUCGACGAUGAUGACAGCCCGGCCACGUUCAUGUCGCUGGACGAGUUCAUGCGAUAUCCAGAGUCUUACAGCCGGGCUUUGCUGCAGGCGUAUAAGGAUCUGAUCCGCAUCCCAGAGGAGGUCAGCGUCAGCCAGACGGCCGGGUUUCGGAGUAGCGUCAUGUCGCUGAGGAGGACGGGGUCGGGCGACGGUCGGGGAAUCACAGAUUCGUGGUUGACGAUGACACCGUACUGGCGCUGGACGGCCGAGGUGUAUCACGAGGAGAUGGUCAAGAAGUUCGGAGGUCUGGCGGCUGUCAACAGGGAGUUCAUGCCUUUGGGGGUUGUCGAGACGCUGAGAGAGGGCAAGUUCAGAUGGCAAGGUUGA
Messenger RNA from Aspergillus fischeri NRRL 181, 2688 nucleotides. RefSeq lists its product as uncharacterized. Bases 1 to 2688 code for a protein of 895 amino acids. The record is from RefSeq and is a predicted model, not a curated record. Lineage: Eukaryota; Fungi; Ascomycota; Eurotiomycetes; Eurotiales; Aspergillaceae. The transcript has a single exon.